Molecule: messenger RNA, 1302 nt
Organism: Entamoeba dispar SAW760
Lineage: Eukaryota; Evosea; Mastigamoebida; Endamoebidae
Exons: 2
Coding region: 1-1302 (433 amino acids)
Biological process (GO): vesicle-mediated transport
Cellular component (GO): intracellular membrane-bounded organelle; Mon1-Ccz1 complex
Source: RefSeq, a predicted model, not a curated record
AUGUCAGUAAUGGAUUUACUUUCAUCUUCCAAAAAAGAUCUUUCAGUAAAACAACUUCUUAUCUUUAACCCAAAUAUCAAAACAAAAGAAGGAGAAGAUGAAAAAAAAUUAUUAUAUUCUUUUAGUAAUCAAACAAGAUAUUCAGAUUUAGCAAACCUUGGAUUGUUUCAAACAUUAAUUGGGUUUUUUUCUCAAUUUUCAAAACCAAUUACAACAGUUACAAUGGCUAAAACAAAAACUUUUUUGUAUUCACCAGAGCCUUCAUUCUGGGUUAGUUACACUGUUUCUUCUGAUACACCAUCACUUGACCAAAGUGGUAUUGAUCUUCUUAAGUUCCUUUGUAAUUCUUUUGUGUUAUUAAAUGGAACAUUUACACAACAAUUUGAAUCUUCAUUUGAUGUGUUUAUCUUUAAAUUAAAAAAGUUUUUUGAUCCUAUUAUGUAUACUGUUUCAAAUGAUAUUUUAGCAUCUCCAGGAAGAUUAACAGGAAUUCAAUAUGCUUCAAUGUCUAAAAAUCAAAUUACACAAUUAAUUAAUUUGAUGAAUGAUGUAGGAACUCAGUUUAAAUGUGUAAAAGAGUAUGCACUAUUCCAAAAUACACAGUUAGUCCAUACUAAUUUUGAUUACUCAAUGCAAAACAAUAUUUUUAAUUUAUUUAAUGUAUUAAGAAAUGGAAGUAUAGAUUUUGGAAAUAAGUUUAAUGGAAUUCGAACUGCAAAUGAUGAAAGAAGAAUUGUUUUUGGAAUUCCUGAAGAACGUUCAAGAAGUAAAAGUAGUUUAGCAGCAACAAGAGAUAUAUUAAAUUGUUCAGUUUUCAUUGAUGGACAAGAAAGAAAAUGGGUUGUUUUUGAACACAAAUUAUUCUUUUUCCACUUCUUUUUGGAUACUACAAAUGAACAGUCUAUAUCAACAUUUCUUUUGUUUUUAAAUAGUGGAUUAACUGAUUUAUUUGAAGGUCUCUGGUCAUCAACAUUUUCUGAUGGACUUCCAAAAGUACCAAAAGAAUUAGUGAAUAGACCAAUUAUGUUUUAUUAUUAUAACAUGUCUACGAGUGUUAAGAAUGGAGGAUUAUCAAUAUUUGAUAAACCAGAAGUAGUAAAGAUGUUAAAUCAUUUAGAGGUUAUUAAAGAAGGAGCAAAAGAAAUAUAUAUUAAAGGAGAUAAUGGAAAAUGGACUGCUUAUAUUUGUGCUGAUAAUAAAUUAUUAGAAAUAAUUAUUACUUUAAAUCCUAAUAGCACAAUAGCAAAUGUUUAUCGUUUGUUUUUAUAUUAUCUUUUCAUUAAUGAUAUUUUUGUAACAUAA